GUCUGUUUGUGUCUAUUCUUAUUCAACAUAAACUUCUCUCUCUCUCUCUUUUUUUUUCUGUAUGUGUUUGUUGAUUCGUUCAAGUAAAUAGGCUUGCGUAACAUAAUUGAGUGUGUAUGUCAUUCAAAAUUUGCCCUCUUUUUUCCCUCUCUCCCUCUCUUGUUGCUUUAGUAUGAAAUCACGAACAACCUUAUUUGUUUCUGGUUUUGAUGCAAAGACGCGUGCCAGAAAUCUUGCUUAUGAAUUCGAGAGAUAUGGACGUCUUGUUCGGUUAGACAUACCCGCACCAAAAAGCUACAACUCCAAACCAUAUGCCUUUGUGGAGUUUGAAGAGAACCAAGAUGCCGAAGACGCUUUUCAAGAAAUGCAUGGCCGAACUAUUGAUGGCUAUACAUUAAACAUACAAGUAACAUUUUAUGAAAUCUCUUUAGGUGACUAAAUACUAUGUAGUGGGCAAGAACAACACCUGCUUAUUUACAAAACCAACAUCAUCAACAGCAACAGCAACAACAACAACAACGCCCAAAAUAUAACAACAGAGACAGUCGUUCUCGGAGUCCUUAUCGUAGAGAACGUUCUCCUUCAUCUCCUCCACCUCGAUUUGCCAACGAUUCUAUACCUCGUCGAUUUCGGUCAAGAUCUCGAUCUCCCAACAAUUAUCCAAGACGAUAUUCACGUAGCCCUCCUAUCAAUUAGGAAUAAAGUAUAGCUUUUAUUGCAU
Molecule: messenger RNA, 721 nt
Organism: Gilbertella persicaria
Lineage: Eukaryota; Fungi; Mucoromycota; Mucoromycetes; Mucorales; Choanephoraceae
Exons: 3
Biological process (GO): mRNA splicing, via spliceosome
Cellular component (GO): U1 snRNP; precatalytic spliceosome; U2-type prespliceosome
Molecular function (GO): mRNA binding; U1 snRNA binding
Source: RefSeq, a predicted model, not a curated record